UUAACUAAACCAGCCCAAGUUUGGGUAUUCUUUGAUUAUCUCUCUAAAUGUGCUGGAAAGUUUUAUCACAUUUCCCCCAAAAAAAUUGUUCUUGUUCUUGGAUCUGGUCUUCUUCGCCUGAUGUGAUUUCCUUCGUCUUUUCGCGUCUCUGGUAGCUGCUGCAGUUAUUCAAUUAGUCCAUAGUACAUAGAUGGCAGAAAAGGCUUGUAUAAAACGUCUCCAAAAGGAAUAUAGAGCACUUUGCAAGGAACCAGUCUCCCAUGUUGUGGCUCGUCCUUCCCCAAAUGACAUUCUCGAGUGGCAUUAUGUGCUCGAAGGUAGUGAUGGAACACCUUUUGCUGGUGGUGGAUAUUACUAUGGAAAGAUCAAGUUCCCUCCAGAGUAUCCUUACAAGCCACCCGGAAUCACGAUGACUACACCAAAUGGUCGAUUCAUGACACAAAAGAAAAUCUGUCUGUCUAUGAGUGAUUUUCAUCCAGAAAGCUGGAACCCAAUGUGGUCUGUGUCAAGCAUACUUACAGGACUUCUCUCAUUUAUGAUGGAUACUAGUCCGACAACCGGAAGUGUGAACACUACCGUCGCUGAGAAGCAACGGUUGGCUAAGUCAUCUCUCGCUUUCAACUGUAAAACGCCAGCGUUCCGGAAGCUAUUUCCAGAGUAUGUAGAGAAGUACAACCAGGAGCAACUAGCUGAAGCGCAGCAGACGGCAGCAGAGUCUCCUCUUCAAGAGAGCAAUACCAGAGCUGAGUCAGAGAAAGCAGUGGAGCUAAGAAAUGAGGACUCAGAGGGUGGCUUGAAGGAGAGGAGGAAGAACAAGAAACAAGGAUUACCGGCGUGGAUUAUACUAUUGCUUGUGUCGGUAUUUGGGGUUGUAAUGGCGUUGCCUUUGCUUCAACUGUGAUUUCUUUGCAACACAAAACAUAAAAUUGGACGACCCUUGAGAUAAAAUAUCUUCCUUCAGUAUCAAGAGUAGUCGUGUCUUCUGUCUAGUGUCAUUCCUUACUGAAUUUAACUCGAUUAGCACCUCAUGGUUUGUGCUUUUAUAUGCUGAUGACAUAAGUUUGGUUUCACAAUGUUAUAUAUAUAGCUUUGUUUGAACUA
Molecule: messenger RNA, 1101 nt
Organism: Brassica napus (rape)
Lineage: Eukaryota; Viridiplantae; Streptophyta; Magnoliopsida; Brassicales; Brassicaceae
Product: ubiquitin-conjugating enzyme E2 34-like
Exons: 10
Coding region: 191-901 (236 amino acids)
Source: RefSeq, a predicted model, not a curated record